UUUCGUGCGCGUUCGCGAGGCAGAGUUACAGAACCGUGCACGCGCGAGCGUCCAGAAGCCGGAAACAUGGCGGCGCUCAUGUCACUGACUCAGAUAUCAAACGGAAACCCAGCAUAUGAAACCUUCUACAGACAGGUGGACCCAGGAAACAUGGGCAAAGUUGGUGCAGCUGAAGCCGCUCAGUUUUUGAAGCGGUCAGGACUUUCAGACAGUACUCUGGGGAAGAUCUGGGAUUUGUCAGACCCAGAGAGAAAGGGCUACUUGGACAAGCGGGGCUUCUUUAUUGCACUAAGGCUCGUGGCUUCAGCACAGUGUGGUGGUGAUGUCGGUCUGGCCUGCCUGAGCCAGACUGUGUCAGUUCCUGCCCCUAAAUUCAGAGACACAGGCAGCCCUUCUCUCAUACCAACAUCUUUCGGUGACUCCACAUGGGCAAUGAAGUUUGAUGAAAAAGCUAAGUAUGACAGCAUAUUCGAGAGUCUCUUGCCCAUCAAUGGGCUUCUGUCAGGAGAUAAAGUCAAACCGGUCCUCAUCAAUUCGAACCUGCCGCUCGAUGUGCUCGGGAAGAUCUGGGAUCUCAGUGACAUUGAUAAAGAUGGACAUUUGGAUAAAGAAGAGUUUGCAGUGGCUAUGCAUUUGGUCUACCGAGCCCGAGAGAAAGAACCUGUUCCUUCCAUCUUACCGACAUCCAUGAUCCCUCCAUCCAAGAGGAAGAAGAGUGCAGUCGCUCUGGUCGGCUCUGUGCCCGUUCUGCCCUCGAGUCCUUUCCGUCUUAAAGAAAACCUUCGACCCACGAUGCCUCUCUCCAAGAGCCCUCUGACCAUCACUUCCAACCUCUCACCUUCAAACUCCUUUAGGAGCCACAGCCCAAGUCCUAGUCUCAGUCCUGCACCACAGCUGCCUGUUUCAGCAAACUGGGUGGUGCCUCAGGAUGACCGAGAGCAGUAUGAGGAAAUCUUCGAGCUAGCUGACUCUGAUUUCGACGGUAUGGUUGGAGGAGGUGAAGUUAAGGACAUCUUUAUAAACUCAGGGCUGCCCCAGAGUGUCCUGGCCCACAUCUGGUCACUAGCAGACACCAAAAGUGUGGGCAAAUUGACCAAAGAGCAGUUCUGUCUGGCCAUGCAUCUUAUUCAGCAGAAAGUUAAAGGUGUUGAGCCUCCUCAGACCCUGAGUCCUGAUAUGAUUCCUCCUUCAGAGAGGAGCUCUGCUGCUUCUACCGCAAUCUCAUCAGAAAUCUCCUCAGGAGUCAGUUUUGAAUUGACCGGACUGUCGAAUAUGUCCAGGGAGGUCAUUAGUUCAGUGGUGCCAGUGGAGUUGACAGGAAACAAAGAACUUGACGACAUUAGCCAGGAAAUCGCACAGCUUCAGAGUGAGAAGCGCGGCAUUGAACAAGAGAUCAGGCAGAAGGAGGAGGCCCUUCGUCUGAAGAACAGCGACCUUCAUGCCAUGCAAGUGGAUUUGGAGCAAGAGAACAGCAGUAUGAAAGACCUGGAGCGACAGACAUUUGGUGCUCAGAACAGACUACAGGAGAUGGAGCAGCAGAGGAGCAAACUGGAGAGCAAAGUGAACGAGGCCAAGAUCAAGGUCCAGGAGGAGAGCAGCAAGAUCUCCUCUUUGCAAACACAGAUCAUAUCUCAGGAGACAACUCAGCAUACACAGGAGAAGGAGGUGAACAGGACCAAGACGGACUUGUACUGCCUGGAACAGGAGGAGAAGCAGCUGGAGGAGAAUCUGAAUGCAGGAAAAGCCAAGCUAGAGAGCAUCCUGAAACUGCUCAGAACCUCUAAAAAUGAGAUGGAUGAGGUACGGGAAGAAAUCUUGCAGAUCCAAGAGAACCAGAAGGAGCUGAAUAAGACAAUCGAACGCUUUGACAAAGUUCUCAAUGGCAGCGUAAUCAAUUUGGCUGAAAUCGACCAGCUCCUUGCUGAAGAAGGCUCAGGACUCAGCAGCUCAGUGGACUCUUCCUCCUUCAAGUCGAGGCUGGCCAUGUUUAAUAACAACGGUGCUCAGAACUACAGCGUGGAUCCCUUUCAGACCGAGGACCCCUUCAAAAGCGACCCCUUCAGUAAAGCUGACCCAUUCGGUGGAGAUCCCUUCAAACAGAGCGACCCGUUCAGAGACCCUUUCAGCAGCUCGGAUCGCUUCAGCAGUCCCACCAGCACUGUAAACGCCAGCCCUUUUGGAAGGCAACGGAACCUCGCAUCUGUCGGUUCUCCUAAGUUUAAAGACUCAGAUCCCUUUGCUCCGACGGACACUUUUGGCGGGAACGGUGGCUUUGCCGACUUUGGAAAUAUGUCAAAGGGAUCCAGUGGGCACCCUAUAGGCCGAAAACCCACCUACCCGCUACCUCCACCCAAAAAACCUGUACCAGCCAGACCAGCGCCACCUCCAUAUGGCACAAGUUCAGCAGGAACUCGUAGAGGAGUUGCUGCUCAUAGACAAACACAAGGUGUUCCCCGUAUUCCGAAGCCUCACGAGGAUCCUCUCUCCUCGUCGCAGUCCAGUAGAACCGCCUUAACAGACUCUCUUGCUCUUGCAGACCUUAGAGCCUUCGGAAAUGAAGUGGAACAGCUGGAGUGGGCCAAGCGAGAGAGUAAGAGGGAGGAGGAUCGCCUGAGGAGGCUCCGCGUCCAGGAGCAGCAGGAUCUGGAGCUGGCACUCGCUCUCAGCCGGGUCGACAUGUCCAGAACGUAAGGCCAGUCCACAGUGCCUUGUCCAGAGCCCUACACUGCACCGUAACCAUCCUAAAUACCGCUUCCUCCGAGGGUAAAAAACAACAGAACACAAGGUCCAUUGAAAUCCUCACUGUCGAGCGUUCCCCUGAGCUUUGAGGCUCACAUAACUCAGUUGUUUUCUCUGCUGCUAAAAUUGCACUCUGUCCCACGCUGCCUUACACACAGGCAAACCAAGUCUCUCAUGGGUGUUUCCCAAGUUCUAAUUAAAACGCAUGUGAUAUGCCUUUAGACCAUACUGAACAACUGAUCAGAGGUUGUAUGAACUAAACAUAGACUCCUACUUUAUAAUAUAGAAAUCUGUUGUUGUAUUUUUUUUUAUGGAGCACUAAAUUUUUACCAAAUACAACAACAGUAGAAGAGAAAGCUUCACAACCAGGGGGUUUGAUUCAGACGACUCUUCUCCUUCUGCUCUGUUUGCUUUGGCGCCGAAACGAUUUCCUUAUUGAACUGUAAUCAACACGAGAGCCGUUUAUCAACACGUUGAAGCAGUACCGUCACUAGUAGGUGCUUGUUUUGUUCUUCCUUUUUUUUAUUAUUAUUAAAAAUCUAAUUUAUUAGUAAAACAGCACAUCAUUUAGACCAAAUACUGUCCAAAGAAUGUUACAGACCGCCUCCUUAUUCAUAUGAACCAUAUCAGACUAGUAUUUCUAGACUAGUAAAAUGGCUAAUACUCCUCACUCGAAGCUUUCUGAAAGGUCACAGGCUGUUUAUCCAAAGUUGUUGUUGUUGUUGUUGUUUUUAACUGGCGUAUUCGAUGAUAUUUCCGACUAGCCAAAACCAUCUAGCUGACAGCUUAUUGGAAAUGUAUCGAAGGUUAAUGUAUAUGUCACAUGCUAGGCUUCAUGCUAGAUCUCCGCUACUUCUUUCAGGGCUUAAUUUUCCUUUUUAAUGUCUCUAAAUGCAUUUGACGAUAUAUAUAAUUAAUGUUUCUCUACCAGUCUGGUGCAUCAAGCACUAAUUGCAAGUAGGAAUUAAAGUCGUAAGGGCUGGAGCCGUAUAACGCACCACGGGAUUCUCGACGAAUCAUUCGAGCCGUCGUGUGGAUCAGUCAGUUUGUGGGAUACGAACGCUUGCUUGUCAUGCAUUCGCUUGCGAUCGACACUCGCAUACGUGUGCGAAUGUCUGAAGACUGAAGACAUCACCAAGACAUCGUGCACUGCACAUCUGUGUUUCUUCAAACACACGACUUAAGUGUGAUUCUGGUGGAUCUUCAUUCAUCAUUAAAGCUUUUCUGUAAUUAAAUGGUUUUUAUUACACAUAUGCAAACACUCAGAGUAAGUUAUCAGUUAUCAGCAUACACUUUAAAUCUGAUUCCCAGCCUGAGAGUUUUGUGUAGUUUUAAGAGUGUGAUUGAAUUUUUUUUUAUAAGUAACCCACACCGAGCGUGCAAUUUUUCUGUUUGUUUUUGUGCUGGUGGUGAAAUGCUGUGUAUGAUGACGACAUUUGAACUGACGCAGGAAAAAUUGCGGUGCACCCGAGGUCCUAAUGAAGGUUUUUUUUUUCCCUUUCUUUUUCUUAUGGCCUUAUACUGUAUAUGGUGUUAUUUCUUUGUUCUAAUAUAUUUAUUGUGUUUGUCAAACACUAUGUUUAUAAUAUUUCCAGUUUCUAUACAUCGGUUAUAAAAUGUAAGAUAAAUAUUUAUAUUUUGUUCAGCAGAACGGAGUGUGUGUGUGUGUGUGUGUGUGUGUGUGUGUGUGUGUGUGUGUGUGUGUGUGUGUGUGUGUGUGUGUGUGUGUGUGUGUGUGUGUUCUGCACAUAUGGAUUGAAGGUCCAAAAAUGAUGGAAUUGUUGGAAAUUGGAUUUUAUUUGCUUAACUUUGCUAUUAAACUCAAACAACAUGUGAA
This is a messenger RNA of Tachysurus fulvidraco (yellow catfish), 4576 nucleotides long. RefSeq names its product epidermal growth factor receptor pathway substrate 15-like 1b (gene eps15l1b). The transcript is spliced from 24 exons. The record is from RefSeq and is a predicted model, not a curated record. The coding region runs from base 67 to 2691 and encodes 874 amino acids. Gene Ontology annotation, molecular function: cadherin binding; calcium ion binding. Lineage: Eukaryota; Metazoa; Chordata; Actinopteri; Siluriformes; Bagridae. Gene Ontology annotation, cellular component: cytoplasm; plasma membrane; clathrin coat of coated pit. Gene Ontology annotation, biological process: endocytosis; endosomal transport.